Molecule: messenger RNA, 1369 nt
Organism: Rhizophagus irregularis DAOM 181602=DAOM 197198
Lineage: Eukaryota; Fungi; Glomeromycota; Glomeromycetes; Glomerales; Glomeraceae
Source: RefSeq, a predicted model, not a curated record
AAAAAAUUCUCCAGGAAUACUCUGACAAGUUUGCGGAAAAACAUGUGUGAUAUACACAUGAUGAAAGCCAAGGUUACGUCAACUGUAAAGUCUAUAUUUCGGGAGUAUGUAGAGGUAUUGUAUAUUUGUAUUAAUGCAAUGCUUUACCGUUCAUCAUAAAUUUUUUACUGGAUUUACUAUGUUAGAUCGCGAUUGAUGAGGAUCUUGGGUUAGAAAAAGCAGAAAAGGCUGUAAGAGAAUCGUUUACAAAAACUUUUCCUAGUACCACGGAUCAGAAUAUGUUUGAUAUAAUACAAUUUAUUUUUCUACAACUAACAAAAAACAUUCCUAUCAAGCCGUUAGAUGACCUUCUUAGUGAAGGAACUUUGACGGUCAACAUUAUCAGCCCUGUUUUACGUUCGUUCUUUCAUGAUUCCACGUUUCAUCCAACUAUAUGGCCGAAUACUGCAAGCAUGAGCGCUAAAGCCCGUAAGCUUGCUAAUUUAGAUCCGUCACGUGCAAAACAACCGGAUAUGGUUGGCAAUAUUACAAAUAACAAUAAAUCUGUGUUUGAGGUGAUGUAUGGCGAAAUUACUGGUGAAGGAAAGAACAACAAUAUUAGAAAAAAUACCCUCGAUCUCAUAAGAAUAGGUGUCUUUAUGAAAGAUGCACUAGACGAUAUUAUUAAGAAAACGGGAAGAUGUUGUGUAAUCUUUGGAUGGCAAACAAUUGCAUGGACAGGCUACAUGAUGGUUCUGACUGCUCCGGGGAUUUAUAUCAUGUUUGAGGUUGGACAAGCUGAGCUUCCUAGGUCCUUUCGAACUUGUGGGCAGUUUAUUGAUUGUAUUGAUAGUUUGUUUAUGUUCGCGGAAAAAUAUAAACAUGAAAUACGAAAGAUUUACAGUUAUAUCAAUCAAGAAAAAGAAGAUAGUGCAAAACUUGUUAGUUGGUGCCGAUCCACACUCGGAACACCACAGUUUCGGAAAUUAAUUGAUAAAUGAAUUAUAUUAGGUCUUCUCUUUCUAUUCUUAUAUAAAAAAGUUUUCACACAUAUCGUACCUUUUCAUAAAUAAAUCUUUUUCUGCAAUAGCUAUUUCAAAAUUACAUAAUGAUUCUGAUCUCCAUAUAUUCCAUAAAAUCCUAUUGCAUACACAAUUUCUAUUCAACAUCAUGUAAUUUACCACAGUGCGAAACCUCUAUAAUAGGAACCUUGCUAUCGUAAAAAUGGAAUAUACUUGUAAUUGAUAUCCUCAAUUUUGUUCGUAUAAACUACAACUGUAAUAUUAAGAUUUAAGAAACAGUGUUGUAUGUAAUAGGUUGCAAAUUUAUAUAUUAUAUAUAAUAUAAUUUUACAUAUUUUUAUAAUAAAAUUAUAAUUUUAUAUAAUUAA